UCGCUGGUCUGUUCUGCGCUGCAGAAAUUUCGGGAAAAGCCUUACAGUCGCCAAUUAAGGAUCGGGUCCAUCGCAACGGUUUUGACGGGACUCCGCGACUCCUCCUUCCUGAAAGGGGAAGUUGCUCGGCGGAAACGUGAUCCGAACGCAGCAGCGCGGCUGCACUAUGUAGGCUUCCACUGCCCUGCUGGCCCAGCUCGACUAGAGCCACGUGGGAUGGACGGCGACACAGUGCUCGUUUGGGCGGCGUUGCACCCGUUGGAGUGUUGGACGACCUGA
This is a messenger RNA of Rasamsonia emersonii CBS 393.64, 279 nucleotides long. RefSeq lists its product as uncharacterized. NCBI's taxonomy places the organism in Eukaryota, Fungi, Ascomycota, Eurotiomycetes, Eurotiales, Trichocomaceae. The record is from RefSeq and is a predicted model, not a curated record. The transcript has a single exon. The annotation marks the transcript as partial.